This is a messenger RNA of Oncorhynchus keta (chum salmon), 4124 nucleotides long. Its product is annotated as arrestin domain-containing protein 3-like. Bases 84 to 1286 code for a protein of 400 amino acids. Gene Ontology annotation, cellular component: cytoplasm; plasma membrane. NCBI's taxonomy places the organism in Eukaryota, Metazoa, Chordata, Actinopteri, Salmoniformes, Salmonidae. Gene Ontology annotation, biological process: protein transport. The record is from RefSeq and is a predicted model, not a curated record. The transcript has 6 exons.
UACAUAGUGAAAGAGACUCGCUCCCUUCUUUCAUAACUGUUGAACGUUUUAGUUUCUUUACUAUUUCUCCGUGCGCUCUUGAGAUGUUGGCUACCAUAAAGAACAUUUCCGUAACCUACGACGGUAUGGGCCAAACCUUUAGCAGCGGCGACUUCAUUUCGGGGCGAAUAACGUUGGAAUUAGGAAAAGAUUGCAAAAUAGAUAAUCUUUCCAUAAAAGCAAAGGGAAAGUCAGAAGUCCGUUGGACAGAACAUCGUAAGCAGACAACUGUAACUUACCAUUCCAAGGACAAGAUGUUCAGCAUUGAACAAUUUAUCAUUCGAGAACAAAAAGGCCAAGAUUGUAAUGUCGUAGCUCCUGGAACUCACGUUUACCCAUUCACAUUUCAGAUCCCUCAACAAGCAAUGCCAUCAUCCUUUAAAGGCGCCUGGGGGAAAAUCCUGUAUACGUUAGAGGCCAAGUUGAGCAGAUCAAUGAGGAUAUGCAGCAAAGCCAGGGCUGAGUUCCCCUUUGUCUCCAAGGCAGACCUGGGCAGCAUCCCUGAGCUGAUGAUGCCUCAGCAUGGAACCAAGGAUAAAAAGAUGAAGUUAUUCACCUCAGGAAAAGUGGGAAUGGACAUUCACAUAGAGAGAAUGGGCUACUACUUAGGUGAAGACCUAAAGGUUGUGGCAUCCAUUGAGAAUAGCUCCUCUCGUGAGAUCAAGCCCAAGUACACCCUGUACCAGAAGGACAGCUUCUUUGCGGGGGGAAAGAGGAGGGUGUCCACCAAAGAAAUCCUGAAAGAGCUGGGAGAGCCCAUCCCGCCAUCUGGGAAACUGAAAGUCACUAAAGUCCUUAAAAUCCCACAACACAUUGUUCCAUCCAUCUUCACCUGUAGUAAUAUUAAAUGCGAGUACAGGCUGAAGAUUGUCCUGGAUGUUCCCUAUGCCAGAGACCCAGAAAUCAAAUUGCCACUGGUCAUCCUCCCUGCAACUCAAACGCCUGGACUGCAGCCGCCACCUUACUCUGACUUUGGCUUUGACUCGUUCGGGAAUGCAAACCAACCCGGAUGGAACAGCACACCACAAUUUCCAGGAGCCUAUCCACCAACGGCCCCAGGAGCCUAUCCACCAACGGCCCCAGGAGCCUAUCCACCAACGGCCCCAGGAGCCUAUCCACCAACGGCCCCAGGAGCCUAUCCACCAACGGCCCCAGGAGCCUAUCCACCAAUGGCCCCAGGAGCUUUAGCGCCUCCCCCAGCCUACGGAACGUACCCAUCCCUGUCUGAUUUUGGUGGUAAAUCCUAGUGGGAGAAAAGAUAAGAGGGUAAAAAUAUAACAAAUGAAUGCAUUGUAUAUGAUAAAUGCGCAGUUCUCUAUCUCUUUAGACUUCCAUUUAUACUUCUGUUGUUGAUGUUUCUUGUCAUUGACAUGACAACGUGUGUAACUUCAAUAUCUUUGUGGAAAUGCCAACUAUGAAUAAUGAAAUGGAACAAAGUUCUGCUUUGAAUAUUGCUGUUACGAAUGUAACGAUGAAUGUUCUAAUUUCAUGGUGGUGCUGAUAUUCUAAUAAAAAAUCUCUCAUAUAUAUAUAUAUAUAUAUAUAUAUAUAUAUAUAUAUAUAUAUAUAUAUAUUUAUAUAUUAUAAUAGUAAAAAUUGCAAUUUCCAAAUAAGUACAGUGAAAUAAAAAGCAGGAACGUCCACGAUGAUAAUAGGCUACUGGUCCAUUUUUUUUUAUGAUGAGAUACAUAAAACCAGGAACACCAACUAAAUACCACACCCUAUGCAUACAUAAACCUUAUAUAGGCCUUUAUAACUUUUUAUUUGAUGGAGAAGAAUCAGAGUUAUGCUGUCACAAGUAUUGGAAAAUUAAUCAGAUGUGACUUUAAUGAUGACAUUGCAAAUAUUGUGGGCGUAGGACUACUUAUUGUCCCCGCCUUUUGUAAAUACAGACCUCCUCCCUUACUAUGUUAUAUUAAAGACCGUUGUGAGCCCAGAAGAAGAGGAAAGUCCACACCCACAACAUCUUGAAAGAGAAGGGCGAUCAGGUCCCUGCUGGCACUCGGCAGACGGUGACCCAAGUUUUGACCACCCUCCACAACUCCCUGCCACCAUCUUCAACUGUCCUAUACUCAAAUUAGAGUACCGAUUGAAGGUAGCUACCUACAUAUGUGAUAGGAUGAAUCUGAACUGCAAAGCUCCAGACACUAAAUUAACAACUAUAUUUUAUGUUUCCAAUUAUUCAAACAAACCUUUUGUAACACUUGUUGCGUUUCUAUUCUUUCAGGUCGUUCUUGAUGUUAAACUGGCCAUAGACCCUGAGAUCAAGCUACCUAUCGUUGUUCUUACUGCAACUCAAACUCUUGGACAGGAACCCCCACCUUACUCCAGUUUUGGUUUUGAGUCAUAAGUCCCAAAUGCAUCUGAGCUACCACCCCCCCCCCUACGAAAUGUUUGCUUCCUCAUCAAAUUUCUAUAGAAAAUUGUAGAGGCAUGGAGAUUCUCAAUUGGGCGCAAAAGUCUGUCCUCUACUCAACUCCUCCAUCCUCCUCUUCCAUGCCCCAGAGGCCGAUAAGGGGUCACCAUAUAUAGGAGAGGGUCAAUUAGUUAAUAAGGGAACGGAGGAGUUUCAUCCUCUCCUUGAUAGCCUCCUCUCUGGCCAAGGAUAUUGAGAUGUAUCCUACCAGUGUACUACAUGGAAGAGGUUUGAAAUGCGCCACACCCCCUUUGAAACCGUUGUUGUUUUGUCAGAGAAAAGCAUGUACCUUUAAAUACAAUAUGCUACCUAUCAUUUUAUCUAUAAAACACCCCUCUAGUACCGGGUCGGACCCCCACUUUGCCUUCAGAACAGCCUGAAUGGAUGCACCGUAUCAGCAACAAUGUUUAAAUACGCUGUGGCGUUGAACCGGUGCUAAUUUGUUUGUCUGUUUGUGGCCCAUCUGUUAGCUUGCACGAUUCUUGCCAUUCUCCUUCGAUCUCUCUCAUCAACGAGCUGGUUUCACCCACAGGACUGCAGCUGACUGAAUGUUUUUUUUUGUCGCACCAUUGUUGGUAAACCCAAGACACUGUCGUGUGGAAAAAGCCCAGGAGGGUGGCCAUUUCUUCGAUAUUGGAUCCGGCGCACCGAUGUUGAUACCACGCUCAAAGUCGCAUACGUCACUCGUUUUGCCCAUUCUAAUGAUCGAACAGAAACUGAAAGCCUCGAUGCCUGUCUGGUGUACUUAAUAAACUGGCCAGUGAGCGUAUAUAUUAAAAGUCUAAUUUCAUACCAGCGUAUUUGUUUUCAAGUUUCCUCUCCUUGCCUCGAUUACCUUUGACCUUUUUCAAAAAGAGGGGAAGAGAGGACAGAGGAGAUGACGUGAGGAAUUAAGCAAAUUCUAUUGAUAUUCUCCUGGAUAAAGUAAGAUGAAGGGUGAAGAAUUUCAGAAGAAUUAGAAUUGAUUGUCUAACCAUUUCCUCCUUGACUUUUAUUGGUCUUUUUUUGUAUAUGCAUGCAUGACUGUACGUUGCUUUGGAUGACAGCUUCUGCUAAAUGGCAUAUUAUAUUAUCAAUAUUAUUUAGCAUCUAUACUUAUUGCUAAUUUACCUGCCUUGAUGUGAAAUGUGUGCAUGUUGCCUUAGAAAAUAAUAAAAAGCACUAUACAAAUAAAAUAUUAUUUAUUACCAUGUCCAAUGAUCAGCAGUAUCCCCAAACAGUACAGAAAAGCUAGGAUUAACCACUGAAGACUCAUGUGCUGUCACGCCCUGGUCGAAGUAUUUUGUGUUUAUCUUUAUGUAUCGGGUCAGGCCAGGGUGUGGCAUGGGGUUUUUGUAUUGUGGUGUGUUUUGUCUUGGGGUUUUGGUAUAUAGUGGGAUUGUAGCUAGUGGGGUGAUCUAGCAGAGUCUAUGGCUGUCUGGAGUGGUUCUCAAUCAGAGUCAGGUGUUUAUCGUUGUCUCUGAUUGGGAACCAUAUUCAGGCAGCCAUAUUAUUUGGUUGUGUUGUGGGUGAUUGUCCUUAGUGUCCUGAUGUCCUUGUUCUGUGUUAGUUGACACAAGUAUAGGCUGUUUUCGGUUUUCGUUACGUUUAUUGUUUUUGUAGUGUUUUGUAUUGAUUCGUGUUUACAUGUGUUUUUUCCAUUAAACAUGGAUCGCAAAUCUACACGCUG